This is a messenger RNA of Euleptes europaea (tarantolino), 5117 nucleotides long. RefSeq names its product GRIP and coiled-coil domain containing 2 (gene GCC2). The transcript has 22 exons. The coding region runs from base 75 to 5012 and encodes 1645 amino acids. Gene Ontology annotation, biological process: late endosome to Golgi transport. Gene Ontology annotation, cellular component: Golgi apparatus. NCBI's taxonomy places the organism in Eukaryota, Metazoa, Chordata, Lepidosauria, Squamata, Sphaerodactylidae. The record is from RefSeq and is a predicted model, not a curated record.
CUGCCCUCGGAACAGGAAAGUCAAAACUAGAUACAUUGCCCAAAGAAGAGCUCAUCAAAUUUGCAAAGAAGCAGAUGGUAGUUUUACAGAAAGUGAAGUCUCGAUCUGCAGAACUGGAAAAGGAGAUUGAAGAACUGAAGUCAAAACCUGCUGCUGGAGGGACUGAUGAUAUUAUUCAGGCCCUCACGGAGAGGCUGGAUGCUGUUCUUCUGGAAAAAGCGGAAAUCCACCAGCAGUGUCUAACUCUGAAAAAAGAAAAUGUGAAAAGGCAGCAAGAAGCAGAGGCUGCUAUUGUCAAGGAUGAAGAAUUGCAGAAAAGGCUUUCACAAUUGAGCGCUGACAACUUGAAAGAAAUUGAAAGUCUUAAAAAUGAAAUGUUAACAGCACAGUCCAGAUAUGAUGAAACUUUAAGCGCACUGCAGAAGGAACUGCAUGCAGAAAAGAAGAAACAGGAAGAGCUCGUAGAUCAACUUAAAUUUAAUAGUAAUUGGCAAGAAAAAGUAAAAACACAAGAGGAAGAGGUCCACCAAACAAAGACUGUGUAUGAGCAACAAAUCUCAGACCUGGAGAAGGAGUUGAAAGCCUGCCAUGAAGCCAAGAAGAAAAAAAUUUCCAGUCUGCAAAAUGUUAUUGAAAGCAAAUCUCAGGGUUACCAAAAUGAAAUUGAUAAGUUAAAUGAAGAACUGGUGAAACUGAAGACUUCGCACCAAGAAGAGAUUUCCAGUUUGAUGCAUCAGCAUGAAGCUUCUGCUAAUGUGCGGGAAAAAGAGCAAAAUAAGUUAGAGCAAUUAAAGCAGGACCUGAGAGAGCAGAGUGAGGUACAAGUGAAAAUCCUGCAGAAUGAAUUACAUGCUUGCAAAGAGAAGUAUGAAUGUGAACUGGAACACUUAAGACAAGCUUUAACUAAAAAUGAAGAAAACCAAAUGGAGAAUAGAAUUGAACCAUUGGAGACAGAACAAACGGAAAAGACAAGGCAGUUAGAGAGUGCUCUAAAAGAACUGGAAUCUCAGCACAGUAUGCUGCAAAAUGAAUUAACCUAUAUGAAUAAUGUUAAGGUGAAACUAGAAAUGGAAGUCCAGCAUAUGAAGGAUGAAUAUUUUCAUGAACGGGAAGACUUGGAGUUCAAAAUUAAUGAACUGCAGCUUGCAAAAGAAGAACAUUGCUGUGUAAUUGAAAAACUAAAAUCGGAGCUUCAGGGCAUGAGAGGGCAGUGUGAGAAGACUGCUCAAGAGCACAGCCUAGAAAUUCAAGAUCUACUGGUAAAACAUGAGAGAGAAAUGUGUGAGCUUCAACAAAAGUUGUCAUCAAGUUUACAGAAAGAAAGCAGGUCACUGGCUCAGGAAAUACAGGAUCUUAAGGAACAAUGUCAGAAGUAUGCCCUGGAAAAAGAAGAAGCAGUUGAAAGCUAUGAAAGCCUGAGAGAUACGAUGGAAACCCUACAAGCUGAAUUGGGGGAAUCGGCUGGCAAGAUAAGCCGAGAAUUUGCAUCAAUGAAGCAGCAGCAGGCUUCAGAUGUCGAUGAACUGCAGAAGAAACUUAGAGCGGCUUUCAGCGAUAAGGACGCUCUUCUGGAGACGGUGAAUUGUCUUCGGGAAGAGGUGGAACAGCUUUCUUGCAAAGGAGAGGAGGCGGAAGAGCUCAGGCUUAAAGCCAGGGUGCUUCAGGAGGAAAAUGAGAAACUUGUUGCUUCUCUCCAUCAGAGAGAUGCUGCCGUAAAGGAGCUGGAAGAGAAGGAGCAAGAGCUUUGCUCUCAAAACAUCAGCAUGUCCGAUGAGGUUAAAUGCUCCAAGGAGACAAUCGAAAACCUCCAGGAACAGUGCAAAGUGGAGCAUGAGAAGGUCAUGGGCCUUCAGCAACAGGCUGAGGCUGUCUGCCUUUGCAACCACAAAUUAGAGCAGCAGGUGGAGGAAUUAAAAGAGAAACUGAGAGUCACUUCAUUGGAAAAAGAAGAGAGUCAGCAGAAACUAGGGGAAUUGGAGCAACAAGUUGAAGUUCUUCAGCAGGAUAGGGAGCAUCUGUCGUCUGAAGUCAAGAGGCUUUGUGAUGAAAGCAACAAACUAAAGGAAGAAAGAGGUGGAGUUGAUAAGAAGCUGCAGAGCGUGAUGUCUGAAAAAGAGGAAUGGCUAGGGUUUAAAGAGAAAGCGGCCGACUUAAAGAUGAAACUAAAUAUGGCCAGUGAUGAAAAAGACCACCUAGAGAAGCUCCUUGACGAGGAAAAGGCCUUCAAGUCCCUUGUGACCAGUCAGCUGUGCAGCCUUCUGGAACAAAUGGACUCUAGAUAUCCAGAUGAAAAUGAAGGGUGUGAUGUUGUUGCUCUCCUGCAAGCUGCAAGAGAAUCCUUGGCAAGAAUAAAGCAAGAGAAACAGGAUCUGACUCGGCAGAAGGAUGACAAUGUGCUCUUGCAGGAGGAGCUCAGGAGGCUCCAGGAAGAAAAUGUAGCUUGUUUAGAGCUGCUAUCUCGGCUGGAUGACUCUGAGAAAGAAAAACGACUUUUGAGAGAAGAGCUAGAAGGGGCUUUGUCAGAAAAAGAAGCUCUGCAGCAAGAUAUCCAAGAGCUGAACCAUGCCAGCGAAAAAGUCAAGGCUGAGAACCACAGUCUUCUGGCUUGUGUUGAGGAUAUUUCUGAAAAGCUUGCAGAUCAUGAAAGUCACCUGAAAGAGCAAGAGAAAACUUUAGAAGAAGAGAAGAAAAAUCUGAAGUUAAUUCUUGAUCAAAAAGAGUCUGAACUGAGAAAUCUGCAAGCCGAGCUUUCUUUCCUAAAGAAUUCCAUGGCAGAAUCUUCUGCUAAGAGUGACAAAGAAGCAUUGGAAUCACAAAAAAUAGUGAAUUUAGAAAAACAGCUGAAAGAGAAGGAAGAAAAAUCAAAUAAAAUUAAAGCAGUUGCCUUGAAAUUAAGAAAGGAGUUGGAUUCUAGCAAAAAAGAGAUGCAGUCACUUAGAGAAGAGCUGGAGCAGACACGGUCAGAGAGAGAAAAGCUAUCUUCUUCGAUGGGAGACGUCAUUCAGGGAGCAGAGGGCUAUAAGAAUCUCUUAAUAGAGUUUGACAAGCAAGCAGAACAGCUGGAUUUUGAAAAAGAGCGAACUCGGAACUUUGAACGUCAGAUGGAGGACCUUUCGAGACAACUGGACACGUCGAUUCAGCAGCAAGACAAGUGGUGCUCUGCUAACGAAGAUCUCUCGGCUCGGAUAGAAACCCUGCAGACUAACGCCAAGCUGUUGGAAACCCAGCUGUUAGAAAUGCAAAAAGCCAAAGCAAAAACAGACAAAGAACUCGAAACUGAAAAACUUCUAAAAGAACAAAAGAUAAAGGACCACAGCGUUACUGCAAAAAAGGUCGAAGAACUGCAGGCCCAACUUCAGAAAGAAAGAAAGCAUCUCCAAAAAGUCUUGGAAGAAUUGGAGAUGGCAAAGAAGGAUGCACAGAAGAGUACAUUGAUGGACAUGGAAAUAGCUGAUUAUGAGCGUUUGGUUAAAGAACUGAAUCAAAAGCUGAGUGACAGAGACAGCAGAAUUGAGGAUCUUGAGCAAGAGAUUAAAAUUCAAAAGCAAAAGCAAGAAACGCUGCAAGAUGAAAUGAAAUCAUUUCAGGCCACUGUACAGCAGUUUGAGGAUAAGAACUCCAAGAUAAAACAGCUGCUGGUAAAAACAAAAAAAGAGCUGGCAGAUUCAAAACAAACGGAAAAUGAACUUCUGAGAAUUCAGGCAUCUUUAAAAGGAGAGUUGGAAGCCAGUCAGCAGCAAGUGGAAGUUUACAAGAUUCAGUUGGCUGAUCUCACCUCAGAAAAACACAAACUUCAGGAACAACUGAGGACUUCCAUGGAGCAACACCAGCGGGUUUUGAGCAAUUACCAACAGAAACUCGCAACUCUCCAAGAAGAGUGCAGUGCAACAAAGGCAGAGCACGCUGCUGUGUCGUCUGAAUUUGAAAGCUACAAAGUCCGUGUUCAUAAUGUUUUAAGGCAGAAGAAUAAAUCUUCUCAAGCUGAAACGGAUGGAAGCAAACAGGAAAGAGAACACCAAGAAAAGGUGAUUGAUCAAUUAAAGAUAAAAUUGCAAGACACUCAACACAACUUACAAAUUAACGUAGCUGAGCUUCAAGCCCUGCAGUCCGAACAUGACACGCUGCUGGAACGACACAACAAAAUCCUUCAGGAGACCGUAGCGAAGGAAGCAGAGCUCCGAGAAAAGCUCUGUACAAUACAGUCUGAAAACAUGGUGAUGAAGUCAGAGCACACACAGACUACGAGUCAGCUGACGGCCCAGAACGAAGCUCUUCGGAACAGUUUCCGAGACCAAGUCAGGCAUCUGCAGGAAGAGCACAGGAAGACGGUGGAGACGUUGCAGCAGCAGCUGUCCAAAGUGGAAACCCAGCUGUUUCAACUCAAAAGCGAGCCGAGUUCAAAAAGUCCCACUCCUUCCAACAUACCAACAAAGAACUUGCGAGAAAGACGGAACACUGACCUUCCUCUUCUUGAUGUGCACACUGUAGCUAGAGAGGAAGGAGAAGGGAUGGAAACCACUGACACAGAGUCUGUAUCUUCUGCCAGUACUUACGUACCAUCUUUGGAACAGCUCCUUAACACCCCUGACGUGAAACUUGAACCUCCACAGUGGCAAGCGGAGCUCACAAAAGAAGAGCUGCUCCAGAAGCUGAACACCACAACAAAGAGUGCCGAUCACGUAAAUGGGUUACUUCGAGAAUCAGAAGCAACCAAUGUAAUUCUAAUGGAACAAAUUAAGCUUCUGAAAAGCGAAAUAAGGCGUUUAGAAAGGAACCAGGAACGAGAGAAAUCUGUUGCUAAUCUGGAAUAUUUGAAGAAUGUUCUGCUCCAGUUUAUAUUUCUGAAGUCGGGCAGUGAAAGAGAGAGGCUUCUUCCUGUAAUAGAUACCAUGUUACAGCUGAGUCCAGAAGAAAAAGGAAAGCUUGUUGCAAUUGCUCAAGGUGAGGAGGAGAGCACAUCACAGCCAUCUGCGUGGGCUUCAUACUUGCACAGCUGGUCAGGACUCCGCUAAGACUGUGGGGACGCUCCCUUUUCAGAUAUUCAUAUUUCACAAAUUGCACUGAGAGGAAUCUCAACACUGAAGAAUGCGCCAUAUAGAAGUAUAGCCAGGGUAACU